UGUUGGCUGUUCAUUGGUCGCGAAGGAGGAAGAUGCGACGGCCAUGGAGAAUAGGUUGGGGACUCCUCAAACCGUCCUGUUGAAGUGAUUGAUGUAGUUGCAUUAUUUUCAUGCGCUGACUCGUCGCGGUAUGUAAUGUGAGGCACUUUUAUUUGUACCCGCUGCUCGGUUUUGGUGGGGUUUUCUUUUCUUGCGUUUGUGUUGGAUCGGUCUGGUUGAUGUGAUGUCGGGCCCGUCGCUCUGCCUUGUAGGUGAAGUCACUCCCUAGUAAUGUAGCUUCGGGUUAUAACAACUGUUAGAGCGAUCACUGAAGGUGUUGCUGUGUGAACAAUGCACAAGCGAUGUCUGAUGUUGAGGCCACGUAUGCAGACUUCAUUGCUUCUGGCAGGACAGGACGGAGGAACGCCCUGCACGACAUCCUGCAGAGUCCCACCGACCCCGAGGGACGAGAGCUGCCCCUCACCCUGUCUCUGUCCCAGCUGCACAUCAACGCAGGAGGGGGAGAGGGAGACGACACAGAGGACAGCCAGAGCUCCUCCUCCUCAGCACAGAGGGAGGCAGAGCAGAGGAACAGCUAACCUGUAUGUGUGAUGUGUGCGUUACGUGUGAUGAAUCUGUUUGUCCAAAGUGGGCUGGUAGCCGCAGGGUAGCACCACCACAGCUGUGGUGCCUAUAAGCAGUGCAUUGACACCCAAAAUCCACUGUAGAGGUGCUGUGCUGUGAUGUGAUCAUCCAGUGGUCUCAUGUACCUGUGGCUCUUCUGUGUAAUAGAAAAACAGACUGAUUGCAGGGGGUUUUUCAGAGCCAGUGUAAGCAGGAAGACACAUUUGUAACUCUUGUAAAGCUGAUUUUACUUUCAGUCUUAGUUACUAAACACACAGGUUGGACGACUGGAAUGAAAAGAAAAAAUAGACAAAGAUCCUAUGUGAGUUUUGUAGUAGUGUAAGCAAUUUGUAAGACCACUGAGACGUGCUGAUGUAAUGGGUCACAGUGGGAGUAGCAUGUUUGUAGAGGUAGUGAUGCUGAUAGAGAUUAUAUUGCCAGUUAAUGGCUUGUGCUUCCUUUAAAUUGACACUGCUGUAGAGGGAAUUGGACUACUCAGCUGUAGUGGCUGGAAAA
Molecule: messenger RNA, 1119 nt
Organism: Lates calcarifer (barramundi perch)
Lineage: Eukaryota; Metazoa; Chordata; Actinopteri; Centropomidae
Product: cAMP-dependent protein kinase inhibitor alpha
Exons: 3
Coding region: 342-578 (78 amino acids)
Biological process (GO): negative regulation of cAMP-dependent protein kinase activity
Cellular component (GO): cytoplasm; nucleus
Molecular function (GO): cAMP-dependent protein kinase inhibitor activity
Source: RefSeq, a predicted model, not a curated record